Molecule: messenger RNA, 666 nt
Organism: Penicillium pulvis
Lineage: Eukaryota; Fungi; Ascomycota; Eurotiomycetes; Eurotiales; Aspergillaceae
Gene: cwc21
Product: U2-type spliceosomal complex subunit CWC21
Exons: 1
Coding region: 1-666 (221 amino acids)
Source: RefSeq, a predicted model, not a curated record
AUGUCCUCAAACGUCGGCCUAUCCACACCCCGCGGAAGCGGCACAUCUGGCUACGUCCAACGUAACAACGCCUUCAUCAAGCCCCGCAGCACCGGCGCCCCUUACCCACCUCUCUCAGGCGCAAAUGGCAGCGGCCCAGACCACGGCUUCAAGCAACGUCUACCAGACAAGCAGAUCCUCGAACAUGACCGACGCCGCGCAAUCGAGGUGAAGGUGAUGGAAGAGCGUGAGCGACUUGAAGAGGAAAACGAACGUAUCGAGGAGGAAGAGGCUAGCAAUAAGAAGAAGGGAACAGCCAAGAAGAAGGUUGCUGAUGAGGAUAAGGAGGAGGGUGAAGAGGAUGCUGAAAAUGAUGAUGCUCCGCGCGUGCUUUCGGAGGAGGAGAUUGACGAGCGCUGUGAGGUUUUACGGCAGAAGCUUCUCAAGGAAAUGGAGGAGGAUGCUGCUGGGAGGGAUCGACCGGGUCCUGUAAGGACUGGCAGAAAAUGGGAUUCUGCUGUCGCGAAGGAUCGUCGGAUUAAGUCUUAUCAGGUUCAUGAGCUUGCCGAGGCUAAGAUUGAGGAGAGUGAGAGGUUGCGGAGGGCAUUGGGAAUUCGGGAAGAUAGAGAGACGGGUGCUAUUAGUAGUACGAGGGGGGAGAGGAGACCGAGGGAUUCGCGGAAUUGA